CUCGGAGAUCCACUUCUUCCCAUCAAACAGGGCCAAUAUCAGUCCAUACAAGUGAGAAAUUUGUCCAGGUUUGAUUGAUAGGAAUGGCGUUCAACACUACUAAACAAGGUCUUCUGCUUGGCAUGCUCGUGUUCCUCUUGGCUUCCAAGGAACUGUUUCUGGCAGCAGAUGGUGCUGGAGAGUGCGGAAGGACGCCGAUCAAUACUGCAGCAGCCAGUCUGAGCCCAUGCCUUGGUGCUGCUAGGAGCGGCCGGGCUCUGGUUACGCGACCCUGCUGUGCCAAGGUCAAUGCACUCAUCAGAACUGCCCCACGGUGCCUGUGCGCGGUGCUGCUGUCUCCACUGGCCAAGAAAGCAGGGAUAAUGCCCGCCACCGCCAUUUCGAUCCCGAAGAGGUGCAACAUUAGGAACCGACCUGUCGGGAAGAAAUGUGGAAGGUACAUCGUCCCAUAGAGAUCGAGGCCGAGCUUAACCUAACAGGAGAAGGAAAGGAGCAGCAGCCUCAUCACUGCUUACGAAAUUAGAGAUUAAUUCGCAAUAAAUAAUUUCUCCUCUAUGUAAAGGGUCGUAGUAUGUUUAAACUAUGAUCCUGUGGUGCAUAAGCUUCGAGGCUUACUAUUAUUCCCGAUGAAAAUGUGCCUCUUAAUUACCGCCGAAUUCGAUAUAUAUAAUAAAUGUCUACGCACUUCCGUCCUUA
Molecule: messenger RNA, 696 nt
Organism: Punica granatum (pomegranate)
Lineage: Eukaryota; Viridiplantae; Streptophyta; Magnoliopsida; Myrtales; Lythraceae
Source: RefSeq, a predicted model, not a curated record